UUUUUUGUAUGUAUAAAUUUCUUCCGUCGCGUAGGAGAACGGGACCUUCUUCGCAGUUUCUUGGUUUCUUCUUUGCUCCCGUCUUCUUUGAUUCCUCCUCGAGAAGGUUGAGGACCGAAGCAGAGGAAAAAAGUUAGAAAGGGAAAGUUUCUAUGCUUUGGGUGCAAAAUUGAACAUAAAAAAGAAGAAAAGGAAGCUUUUGUUGUCCGCUCAGGCACGUAUCACAUCUUAGAAGGAUCAUUAUAUUUCUAGGAAUUUACUUCAUUGUCCCUUGUUUAACUCUUGUUUGUAAAGAAAUACUACAAUGUCAACCUGUCUAUCAUAUGGGAGUGUCAACUUACCAUCCAGAGCAAAGCUAUAUAGCACAAAAAGUCACCAGCAAACAUCUGGGGUAUCUGGUUUGGUUUUCAAGACGUGCAUGCAGAUAGAUUAUACAAGGUUAUGUACCGCAUCCAGGUUCUUAAGUUCCAAGGGAAGCGGUCUUCUCCGAACCCCUUUCAGUCACAGAAAUGCUUCCAUUAGAGCUGCUACCGUCGCAUGCUUGCAGGAUAGUUCUACGAAGUAUUUUGACUUUGUAGUUGUUGGCAGUGGUGUUGCUGGUCUAAGGUAUGCUCUAGAAGUUUCAAAACAUGGAUCGGUUGCUGUAAUUACUAAGGCUGAACCUCAUGAGAGCAACACAAACUAUGCACAAGGUGGUGUUAGUGCUGUUUUAUGCCCUUCAGAUUCUGUAGAGAGUCACAUGCAAGACACGAUUGUUGCAGGGGCUUAUUUAUGCGAUGAGGAGACAGUUAGGGUAGUGUGCACAGAAGGUCCAGAUCGAGUUAAAGAACUAAUUGCAUUUGGUGCGUCAUUUGAUCAUGGAGAAGAUGGAAAAUUACAUCUUGCAAGGGAAGGAGGGCAUUCUCAUAAUAGAAUUGUUCAUGCUGCUGAUAUGACUGGCAGAGAGAUCGAGAGGGCAUUACUAAAGGCUAUUGAUGAUGAUCCUAACAUUAUUUUGUUCGGGCACCACUUUGUCGUAGACUUACUGACUUCUCAGGAUGAUGAUGAAAUAUAUUGCCAUGGUGUGGAUGCUCUGAAUACGGAAACUCAACAGGUUGUCUGCUUGAUGUUGUUCAAAGCCUCUGAUCUUGUUGUUCGUUUCAUAUCAAAGGUGACACUACUUGCAUCUGGAGGAGCUGGACAUAUUUAUCCCACAACCACAAAUCCGCUGGUGGCUACUGGAGAUGGAAUUGCAAUGGCUCAUCGUGCUCAGGCUGUGAUUUCUAACAUGGAAUUUGUGCAGUUCCACCCGACAGCACUAGCUGAUGAAGGCCUCCUAAUCAAGCCAACUAAGAGACGAGAGAAUGCAUUUCUGAUCACCGAAGCGGUCAGAGGAGAUGGAGGCAUCCUUUAUAACCAGUCUAUGCAGAGGUUCAUGCCAUUGUAUGAUGAACGCGCGGAACUAGCUCCGAGGGAUGUAGUUGCAAGAAGUAUAGACGAUCAGCUAAAAAAACGUGGAGAGAAGUAUGUGCUACUGGACAUAAGCCAUAAGCCAAGAGAGCAAAUUCUCUCACACUUCCCCAACAUCGCUGCAGAGUGUCUCCGAUUCGGGCUGGACAUAACACGCUCACCAAUACCUGUAGUCCCUGCAGCUCACUACAUGUGUGGUGGUGUCCGAGCUGGUCUGCAAGGAGAGACAAAUGUGAAAGGUCUAUAUGUAGCUGGCGAGGUAGCAUGCACCGGUUUGCAUGGGGCUAAUCGGCUUGCGAGCAACUCUUUGCUUGAAGCACUGGUCUUUGCCCGCCGUGCGGUGCAACCCUCAAUAGACCAUAUGGCUUGCUCAACUGUUGACAUCCCUGCUUCAACCAUGUGGGCAUGCCCGAUUCUUCCGGCGUCCCUUGGCAGUGACGUCGUGGAGGAGAUUACUCAGAAGACGAAGGAUACCAGGACAGAGCUGCAAUCCAUUAUGUGGGAAUAUGUUGGGAUAGUGAGGUCUACGAGCCGGUUGAAGACUGCCGAGUGGAAGAUUGGGGAUUUGGAGUUCGAAUGGGAGGAGUUUUUGUUCCGUAGGGGGUGGAAACCAACAAUGGUUGGACUUGAAACGUGCGAGAUGAGGAACCUGUUCUGCUGCGCAAAACUGGUUGUGAGCAGUGCCCUUGCGAGACAAGAAAGUAGGGGUCUGCAUUUUACAGAGGACUUCCCUUACUUGGAGGAGAGUAAGAGGAAGCCAACAAUUAUCUUUCCAACUUCACCUAAGCUGACAUGGAGUUCACAGCAGGUGCAUAAGCAACCACUUUGUUGAAAUAUCGGAGUUCUUCGGUCCUGUUCUUUCACCUCAUGUUUGAGAUACUGAUGCAAGUAUGGCGAAUUAGAGCUCUACUAGAAUAAUAUCCUAUCCAAAAUUUAAAUUCUCAAAGAUCCAGGCCUGAGCAUCCUAUGGUACAUGAAGACCUUGCAUGUUAUAAGAAAUGUUGCUGGGAUGUUGUACAUCAUAUCUUGUUCAAGACAUGCAUGAUCAUGCACUUACUUUUUUUUUCGGUUUCUUUCAUUUCCAUUUGUUUUACACUUUGAUUCUAUGGAAGUAGUCCAAUUACACCUUUUCAGUA
Phoenix dactylifera (date palm) is the source of this 2585-nucleotide messenger RNA. Lineage: Eukaryota; Viridiplantae; Streptophyta; Magnoliopsida; Arecales; Arecaceae. The record is from RefSeq and is a predicted model, not a curated record.